This is a messenger RNA of Abrus precatorius (Indian licorice), 2254 nucleotides long. RefSeq names its product probable 26S proteasome regulatory subunit 10B. The transcript has 13 exons. The coding region runs from base 208 to 1932 and encodes 574 amino acids. Gene Ontology annotation, biological process: proteasome-mediated ubiquitin-dependent protein catabolic process. Gene Ontology annotation, cellular component: proteasome regulatory particle, base subcomplex. The record is from RefSeq and is a predicted model, not a curated record. Gene Ontology annotation, molecular function: proteasome-activating activity; ATP binding; ATP hydrolysis activity. Lineage: Eukaryota; Viridiplantae; Streptophyta; Magnoliopsida; Fabales; Fabaceae.
AUUACAAGGGUUCGCUGAGUCCUGGCGACUUAACUGUUGCCUAAGAUACACGAAACACCGUUCUCUUCUCGUCUCUUCUUAAUAUAAACAAGCGGGAAGCUCGGACACAGCAGAGUUCUGGGGAGUGACACUGUGAAUCUUCACCGAGUGCGGAAUCAAUACGCUGUCGUAUCAGCGUGGAUUUCGUUUUCGGCUCUGCACUCUCCAAUGGAACGUUUUGCCAGGUCAGCUCGGGCAUGGCGUCGCCAUUGCCCUUCAUUUCCCUCUUUCCGAACCCUAACUUCUCACUCCUCGCGCCGCAUUCCCACUUCUUCAUAUCCCAAAAUCGUAUCUGCUUGGUCUACCUCCUCCGUGUCUGAUGUUUCGAGUUCCAGAAUUUUGCGCGAGGAUUUUUGGUUGCUUCCUGCUGUGCUAGGUGGUGUUUUUGGAGUUGGAUUGGUGGAAACGGCGUAUGCGGAUAAUGCUGGGGAGGAUGUUCAAGAAACUGCUAAGAAAGAACGCGAGCGAAUUGAGGACUUGAUCAAAAGCAGAGGAAUUCGAAUUGGUUCUUAUCCUCGCUUCACUGUUUCCGUUAAAGGCCAAAAGGUCAGUAUAAAGUUUCAAAUUCCUCCUGGUUGUGAAAUCCCACAACUUAUUGCAAAUCUCACUGCACAUCUUGGACUGAAAGAUGAAGGCCAUGGUGGUGGUUCAGAUAUGUUAUUGCGAGCUUGGGACAGCACAGUGGCUUGGCAACUCACCCUUACUCAUCCAUCAAAACAAAAACAUAUUCAAGAGAAUCACCCAUCUUCAACAGAUAUAUAUGCAGAUGAUAGAGAUCUAUGUGUACUUAUAUUUCAUUCUCUCAUUGGGUCAGAUAAAGCUGAAAUUGAAUUCAUUAAGCAAGGUAGCUUGAGUCCUGAAGAGCUUGAUGCUUUCAUCUCUGUUUUACAAUUAGCUGGUAACAAGUUGGGACUAAGAAACCCUCUGGAAAGAAGACCUAGGGAAGAGACCCAAAAGGUGCCAUCUGUAGAUAAAUCUAUUUCCGAUCUCAAGGGUAUGGGAGUGAGAAUUUAUGGACUUGAUGAACCCAUGGGUAUAUCGAAUGGUAAGAUAUCAUGGGACAACAUUGCUGGGUACGACCAUCAAAAAAGAGUAAUAGAAGAUACCAUACUGUUGGCUCUGCAUAGUCCUGAAGUAUAUGAUGAUAUUGCUCGAGGGACUCGUCAAAAGUUUGAAUCAAACAGACCUCGAGCUGUGCUGUUUGAAGGUCCACCAGGUACAGGGAAAACUUCAUGUGCUCGUGUUGUUGCCAAUCAAGCGGGUGUCCCUUUGCUAUAUGUGCCACUUGAGGCAAUAAUGUCCGAAUUAUAUGGUAAAAGUGAACGCCUUUUAGGGCAAGUGUUUUCACUUGCAAACAAUCUUCCUAACGGUGCUAUUAUAUUUCUGGAUGAGAUUGAUUCUUUUGCUGCUGCUCGUGAUAUUGAAAUGCAUGAAGCUACACGCAGAAUAUUGUCAGUAUUAUUGCGACAGAUAGAUGGCUUUGAGCAGGAUAAGAAAGUUGUUGUCAUUGCUGCCACAAAUAGAAAGGAAGACCUUGAUCCCGCAUUAAUCAGUCGGUUUGAUACUAUGAUCCCUUUUGGCUUGCCCGAUCAUCAUAAUCGUCAGGAAAUAGCAUCCAAAUAUGCAAAGCACCUGUCCACACCCGAACUAGAUGAACUGGCAAGAGUUACAAACGAUAUGUCUGGAAGAGAUAUUAGAGACCUUUGUCUGCAAGCAGAACGAUCUUGGGCGUCGAAGAUUAUUCGAGGACAAGUGGCUAAAGAUGGCGAACAAGCGAACCUUCCACCUUUGCAAGAAUAUAUAGAGUGCGCUACGAGUCGACGCGAGGCGCUGCUUAGUGCCGCAAACAAGAAUCUCCGAAGUUCUUCCCGCCGCAGGAUUAUAAGUGAUUAAGACCUUAUUUAACAAUACACAAAGCGUGUUUGUAUGGUUUAUAUAUAUAAAUUUAUAGUUUUUUAUAUUUAUAAUCCUACUAUUAAUUUAUGGUUUAAUAAUUUAGAAAAAGGGUUUAAGGGAGAGCUUGAAAUUUAUAGUGAAAUGGAAAAUAACAUGACUUUUAGACACCUUAAUUUUGUUGAGCAUUUUGUAAUGGGUUUUAUUAAUCUUAAUCUCAGCUGUUAGAGUUGAAUUUAAGCAUUCAUAAAUAUAAAAUUUUAUAUUAAAAAAGUGUUUAUUUAUUGUAUUGAACUUAUUAAAGUAUAAUAAAUAAUCUUUU